AUGAAUGAAGAUGAUGACAUGCCACAAUUAUCUGCUACUACAUUAGCGGCAUUGAGAGAAUUUUUGGAAGAACAAAAAAAUAUUAUCCCACCAGAGACAGAACCUGUUCCAGAAAAUUGGAAGCUAAGCCAAUUUUGGUAUAGUGAUGAAACAGCUGAGAAACUAGUUAAUGAAGCUAUAGAAGCUCUUGGAGAGAGAGGUGGAAAAAUUGCAUUGGUAUCUUCUCCAACAUUGAUGAGAUUUUUUCGUCAAACUAAUUCUUAUCGCGAUGGAAAAAUAUCUGUACAUCUAUUUGAAUUUGACAAACGUUUUGGUGAACAAUUUCCAGAAGAAUAUUCCUUUUAUGAUUUUAAUAAUCCUCUUAAUAUAGAUAUUUCCCAUAAAGAGAAGUAUGACUAUAUAAUCGCUGACCCACCUUAUCUUUCUGAUGAGUGUUUAACAGCAGUUUCGAGGAGUUUAAAAUAUCUUUCAAAAAAUGAUGAUUGCAAAAUAUUAUUAUGUACUGGAGCAAUUAUGGAAGAUGUAGCGGAAAGGAAUCUUAAUGUUAAGAGGACAAAUUUUAAUCCUAGACAUUCCAAUAAUUUGUCAAAUGACUUUUGUUCAUUUGCCAAUUACAAAACAGUAACAUUUUGA
Messenger RNA from Strongyloides ratti, 633 nucleotides. RefSeq names its product N(6)-adenine-specific DNA methyltransferase 2. NCBI's taxonomy places the organism in Eukaryota, Metazoa, Nematoda, Chromadorea, Rhabditida, Strongyloididae. The record is from RefSeq and is a predicted model, not a curated record. The transcript is spliced from 2 exons. Gene Ontology annotation, molecular function: protein-lysine N-methyltransferase activity; nucleic acid binding. The coding region runs from base 1 to 633 and encodes 210 amino acids. Gene Ontology annotation, biological process: methylation.